UUAAUAUAUCUAUAUAUUGAUGUACACUGAACUUAAUGUUAAUCUACUUAAUUUAUUAAAGAACGCAAUGAAACUACAAUUAUAAUUGAAAAUUUUUUAUCAUACACAUUUAAUAACGAAAUUCGAAAAUUCUUGUUUAUAAAUAUUUUUUGUCCUCGGUAUUGUACGAAUCAAAGUAACAUUUAUUAUAGCGCCUCAUGUCAGUUUUCGCAGAGCUACGAAUAGAAUUCUACAGUAAAUUGUAUUGCAAACAGCUGUUUGCAUACGAAAUAUUUGUAAACUUCAUGAGAAACUUUUUUUUAACAUUUUAAUGUGAUUGCUGUUUGUGAAGAAGAAAUCAAAAUGGUAUCUUUAAAACUUUUGUUCGUCUUGGCUGUCAAAUAAAUACAUAUAACCUAAAACUCAUAAAUUUAUAGAAAUUGUAAAAAAAUCAUAGAAAUGGAUGUUGUAACAACAAGUUUAGAAGCCCUAAUACAAAGGGUAACGAAUCCUCAAAAUCAAAAACCUGAUAUAGCUGCAAUUGAAGCAUUUUGCGUAAUGCUUACCAAAGAAUCAGAAGGUAUUCAAAUUGGUACUAAAUUAUUAGCGUUGCAUAUUCAGUCAUCUAAUGAGACAGAAGCACUUCAAGCUCUUGCUUUAUUAGAUACAUGUAUGAGAAGAUGUGGUCCAUCUUUUCACGCAGAAGUUGGAAAAUUUCGUUUUUUAAAUGAAAUGAUUCGUUUAGUUUCACCAAAAUAUUUGGGUGGUAAAACACCAGUCAUAGUACGUCAAAAAGUAUUGCAAUUGUUAAAUAUGUGGACAAAGGAGUAUCCAAAAGAAUUAAAAAUCAAGGAAGCCUAUGAAAUGUUAAAAAAACAAGGUGUUAUCGAAGACGAUUCUAUAUCUAUGAAUAAUGUACAAGAAGAAGGAUUAAAAGUAUUAAAAGCUAAAAACACAAUAUUUGAUGAUGAAGAGAAAUCCAAAUUGUUGCAAAAAUUACUUCAAAGCAAAAAUCCUGAUGACUUACAAGCUGCGAAUAGAUUAAUUAAAACUAUGGUGAGAGAGGAUGAAAGAAGAGUACAAUUAAAUUCACGUAGGAUAAUGGAAUUAGAAUCUGUUCAUAACAAUGCAAAGUUAUUAUCAGAAAUGUUAGAUUCAUAUAAUUAUAAUGAAACUAGUACAGAAGAUCUUGAAUUAAUGAAAGAAUUAUAUCAAGCUUGUGAAAGAUUAAAACCAAUUGUGCUAAGGUUAGCAAAUGAAACUCAAGAUAAUGAAGGAAUGCUUGGUGAUGUACUUGCUGCAAGUGAUGAAUUGGAACAAGUAUUUGAGAAAUAUACUACAAUUAUAGUUCAUGGUAAAUGUAUAAAAUCUAAGACAGAUUCCAACAUCAGUCCGUAUUUAUUAGAUUUAUCCUCUCCAAUGGAGACCAUUCCUGUUAAAAGUGAUGAUGUAAAUGCAAGUUACAAUGCAAUGACAACAAAUCAUCAAUCAGAUAUGGAAGUUUUAGGAGAUAUUUUCAAUUCAUUAGGAAAGUCUGAAAAUUCAGAUAUUUCUUCAGUUUCCAAUACAAAUUUCUUAAUGACUGAUUCAAUUAUGCAGCCGCUUAAUGUUUUACCUAAAAAUAAGAAAGAUGAAUUAAUCAACACAUCUGAAAAGAAAAUUGACAGUAAAGCAAAAGCACUGGAGGAAUUAAACGAAUUGGAUUCUUUGCUUAAACAAAGUUUAUCAGGCAUAGUAUCAAAUUCACGUUUGAAAUCAACAAGUAAACAAAGUAUAAAUCGCCCACCAAAUACCGAACCCUUAGCAGAACGUUAUGUUUCAACGACCUCUCCUCGCAGUGGCAAUUCUUCGUAUUUUUGUGACUUAUCAAAGACUACAAAUAUGAAAAAUGAUAAAGUAUCUGAUAUUCAGUUUAAAUCAAAUGAUAAUUUUCCAUCUUAUAAUGAUACAAAUUCUCAAACUAUUAUCGAAUGUGAUGUAAAUGAAAAAAUAGAUACAAACCAAUGUAAUAAUCGAUUAAGUACAUGGGAUGCUGCUUCAAUAACACCAUCAACAGAAAACUCAAUUAGUCCAGAACCUGAGAUUAAACCAUUGACAGACAUUAAUAUUAAUCUUCAUGAUAUUAAACCAGGUAUUAAUCCACCUAUAACAGUAAUUGAAGAAAAAAAUGGUAUAUCUGUAGUGCUUCAUUUUGCUCGAGAUAAUCCAAGAAAAGAUGUAUUUGUUGUAGUGAUUACAACAAUGAGUAAGAAUUUGAAGCCACUUACUAAUUACUUGUUUCAAGCAGUAGUACCAAAAAGAUGUAAAUGUAGACUUCAGCCACCUUCUGGAACAGAAUUGCCUGGUCAUAAUCCAUUUUUACCUCCAUCUGCAAUUACUCAAAUUAUGUUAAUUGCAAAUCCUACCAAGGAAACGGUAUCGUUAAAAUUUAUGUUAAGUUAUACCAUGGAUGAUGAAACUUUCACAGAAAUGGGUGAAGUAGAAAAAUUGCCUUUAGUUUAAAGUACUUAAAGUGUAAUUAUAAUAUAAAUUAAAUUCAAGAAUUACAGACUCUAAUAGCCAAAAGAAGAAUAUAUUGUUUUUUAAGAUAUGAAUUUUCAAAAGAUAUUGUUUCUUUUACUUUAUUUCUCAGAUUGUAAUUACAGUUUUAUCUUUAUUAUUAUAUUCUGAGAUAAUAUUAAUGUUAUGUAGAUAUUUAUAAGUCAUGUUGUGAUUAUAUAAACGAAAAUAUCAACAAAUCUAUUUUAAGAUCGAAAUACAUGAGAGAACAUAUUAUAAUCGUAUACAAUAAAGAUCAAAAUAAAUAUAAUAAUUGAAAAAUAGAAAAAAAAGAAAGGCACAAACAAACAAAAAAAAAAAUACGGAAAAUACAGAUAGUGUACUAUAAAUUCAAAGUUGAAGUGGAUAUUCUUCAUUAUUAAAAAUGUACAAAUGGGAUAUUUUAUUUAAAAAUUUGAAGAAAUAUAUCAUUCGUUUAGGAAAUAGAAAGUACUUCGUCACGAAAAGCAAGAGCAGUAACUGCUUUUUGAUGACCUUGAUAUUCUCGUUCUACUGCUCCUGUUGAUACAUUCCAUAAUCUUGCAACACCAUCGGACGAAGCUAAAUUGAAUAAAAUGUUAAAAUUGAAUCUAAAACAAAAUAUAAUAAAACGUAAAAAAAAAAUUAUGUUGUUACCGGUAAAUAUAUAUUGUGAAUCUGCGCUAAAUGCAGCAUCCCAAACCCAUCGUUUUGCUUCAUGUUGAAGUACUUGUACUUCAGAAAAAUCCGUAGUUUUCCAAACUCGAGCAGUUUGAUCAGCGGAUGUAGUUACUAAAAGUCUGGAUAAGAAACAUGAUUUUUAUCUUAAUAUUAAAUCAAAUUUUACAUAAUUUUGUUACUUUAUUAUAUAUAAUUAAUAUAUCAUAUUUACGUGGAAUCAGGACUAAAUUUACAUCGAAGCGCAUAACGUUUAUGUGCUGAAAGUUUGUGACGAGGAUUAAGACGCGUAGGCUCGUCACCUACUCCUCCUGUAAGCGUCCAAAUAUAACAAUGACCUUUGUUGUUUACUGCUGCCAUAUAUGUACCGUCUUGAUCAAUUGCAACAUCUUGUACAGAUGCUUCGGCUUCUGGUAUCUUCACAUAAAGAAUAAUUAUUUAAAUAAAUAGAGAUAGAAUUAAAAUUAAUUAAUUGAUGGAUUACUAACAAAACAAAAUAUUUCUAAAUGUACUAAAUGAGUUUAUUUUAUAUAUUUCAUACCAAUUGUUCAUUAUGAUCUGAUCGUAAAUCCCAUAAAUGUAUAACACCACUUUGAUCACCAACAAUAAGUUCUGCUUGAUUUGGAUGCAAACAAACACAAUUGACAGGAGCUGAUACUUGAAAUAUUCGUUGGCAUUGAAAACUACUUGACCUAUAAUAUUAUAUUUAUAAUUGUUUUUUUGUUAUUGUUAUUAUUAUCGAUAUUAUUUUUAUAUUUUUAUGCAAAGAAAUUAGUACGGUAUUUAAAUUGUAUUUGUAUUUGCCUGAGAUCCCAAAUCCGAGCUGAACAGUCUUCACCACCUGUAUACAUCCAUUUACCCUCUUCCUACAUAUAAUAAAAUAUUUUAAUAAUCUUAUUAUUAUACAAUUAUCGUCUUGAAGAUAGUUUUACAAUUAAAAAAUAAUGUACUAUUGAUAUCAACAGAAUAUAAUUAUAAAAUACCUGAAAA
Molecule: messenger RNA, 4164 nt
Organism: Apis cerana (Asiatic honeybee)
Lineage: Eukaryota; Metazoa; Arthropoda; Insecta; Hymenoptera; Apidae
Gene: Gga
Product: ADP-ribosylation factor-binding protein Gga
Biological process (GO): intracellular protein transport; protein localization to cell surface; Golgi to plasma membrane transport
Cellular component (GO): trans-Golgi network
Molecular function (GO): ubiquitin binding; small GTPase binding; phosphatidylinositol binding
Source: RefSeq, a predicted model, not a curated record